This is a messenger RNA of Chinchilla lanigera (long-tailed chinchilla), 939 nucleotides long. Its product is annotated as olfactory receptor 1038. Gene Ontology annotation, cellular component: membrane. The transcript has a single exon. Gene Ontology annotation, biological process: sensory perception of smell; G protein-coupled receptor signaling pathway. Bases 1 to 939 code for a protein of 312 amino acids. Gene Ontology annotation, molecular function: odorant binding; G protein-coupled receptor activity; olfactory receptor activity. The record is from RefSeq and is a predicted model, not a curated record. Lineage: Eukaryota; Metazoa; Chordata; Mammalia; Rodentia; Chinchillidae.
AUGGCUGAAGUUAAUGUGACGUAUGUCACCGAAUUCAUCCUCAAGGGGAUUACGGACCGGCCGGAGCUUCAGGUGCCCUGCUUCGUGGUAUUCUUAGUCAUCUAUCUGGUCACAGUGGUGGGCAACGUCGGCUUGAUCGCCUUGAUCCGGCUGGAUGCUCGACUCCACACCCCCAUGUACUACUUCCUCAGCCAUCUGGCCUUUGUGGACCUUUGCUACUCCUCAGCCAUUACUCCCAAGAUGAUGGUGAAUUUUGUCGUGGAGCGCAACACCAUUCUUUUUCACGCGUGCGCAGCUCAGCUGGGCUGCUUCCUGACCUUCAUGAUCACGGAGUGCUUCCUUCUCGCCUCCAUGGCCUACGACCGCUAUGUUGCCAUCUGCAGCCCGUUGCAUUAUUCAACGCUGAUGUCAAAGACAGUCUGCGUCAGGCUGGUGGCCGUGCCCUACGCCUACAGCUUUCUGGUUGCGCUCUUCCAUACCAUCAUCACCUUCCGCCUGGCUUAUUGCGGCCCCAAUGUCAUCAAUCAUUUCUACUGCGACGACCUCCCCCUCUUGGCUCUCUCCUGUUCAGACACACGCGUGAAGGAAAUUCUCAUUUUUGCCUUUGCUGGCUUCGACAUGAUCUGUUCUUCUUCUAUCGUCCUCAUCUCCUACCUCUUCAUCAUCGCUGCCAUCCUGAGGAUCCGUUCCACCCAGGGGAGACGCAAAGCCAUUUCCACCUGUAGCUCCCAUAUGCUGGCUGUCACUAUUUUUUAUGGCACGCUGAUCUUCAUGUACCUACAGCCCAAGUCAAACCACUCCUUGGACACAGACAAAAUGGCCUCUGUGUUUUACACAGUGGUGAUUCCCAUGUUAAACCCCCUAAUCUACAGUCUAAGGAACAAAGAGGUGAAAGAUGCUUCGAAGAAAGCCUUAAAAAUAUUAAAAGUAAGAAUAUGA